CCGCCCGGUCAGCCCCGAAGAGUUGCCCGGUGGCCACGGUAGACGGAAGCCGAGCGAGAGUCUCGGCGGCGGCGGCGGCGGCAGGAUGGGAGACUCCAAAGUGAAAGUGGCCGUCCGGAUCCGACCCAUGAACCGAAGAGAAGUCGACUUGCAUACCAAAUGUGUGGUGGAUGUAGAUGCAAACAAGGUUAUUCUUAAUCCUGUAAAUACUAAUCUUUCCAAAGGAGAUGCUCGAAGCCAGCCAAAGGUGUUUGCAUAUGAUCAUUGUUUCUGGUCUAUGGAUGAAUCUGUCAAAGAAAAGUAUGCAGGUCAAGAUGCUGUUUUUAAGUGCCUUGGGGAGAAUAUUCUUCAAAAUGCUUUUGAUGGCUACAAUGCAUGUAUCUUUGCCUAUGGACAGACUGGAUCUGGAAAAUCUUACACCAUGAUGGGUACAGCUGAUCAACCUGGAUUAAUCCCAAGACUUUGCAGUGGACUCUUUGAACGAACUCAGAAAGAGGAAAAUGAAGAGCAGAGUUUUAAAGUAGAAGUGUCCUAUAUGGAAAUUUAUAAUGAAAAAGUCAGAGACCUUCUUGAUCCCAAAGGAAGCCGUCAAACGUUAAAAGUCAGAGAGCACAGUGUGUUGGGACCCUAUGUCGAUGGACUUUCUAAACUGGCUGUCACCGGCUAUAAGGAUAUUGAGUCUUUGAUGUCUGAGGGUAACAAAUCUCGUACAGUUGCUGCAACCAACAUGAAUGAGGAGAGUAGUCGAUCCCAUGCAGUCUUCAAAAUCACCCUCACUCAUACUUUGUAUGAUGUGAAGUCUGGGACGUCUGGAGAGAAAGUGGGCAAACUGAGCUUGGUUGACCUAGCUGGCAGUGAGCGGGCAACCAAAACAGGAGCUGCCGGUGACAGGCUGAAGGAGGGGAGCAACAUUAAUAAGUCCCUCACAACCCUCGGUCUGGUUAUCUCAGCCCUGGCAGAUCAGAGUGCUGGCAAAAACAAGAAUAAGUUUGUUCCAUAUCGUGACUCAGUUCUCACUUGGCUGCUCAAAGACAGUCUUGGAGGUAACAGCAAGACAGCCAUGGUAGCUACUGUGAGUCCAGCAGCUGAUAACUAUGACGAAACCCUUUCAACUCUGCGGUAUGCAGAUCGCGCCAAGCACAUUGUGAACCACGCUGUGGUGAAUGAGGAUCCGAAUGCGCGAAUUAUUCGGGACCUGAGGGAAGAAGUAGAAAAACUCCGAGAGCAGCUAACCAAAGCAGAGGCAAUGAAAUCUCCAGAGCUCAAGGAACGGCUGGAAGAAUCAGAGAAGCUAAUCCAGGAAAUGACUGUGACCUGGGAGGAGAAAUUAAGGACAACCGAGGAAAUUGCCCAGGAGCGACAGAAACAACUUGAAAGUCUUGGAAUAUCUCUUCAGUCUUCUGGAAUUAAAGUUGGGGAUGAUAAAUGUUUCCUUGUUAAUCUGAAUGCUGAUCCUGCUUUGAAUGAACUUCUGGUUUACUAUUUAAAGGAACAUACGUUGAUAGGUUCAGCAAAUUCCCAAGAUAUCCAACUGUGUGGAAUGGGAAUUCUUCCUGAACACUGUAUUAUAGACAUCACACCAGAAGGCCAGGUUAUGCUGACUCCUCAAAAGAACACCAGAACAUUUGUAAAUGGCUCUUCUGUAUCCAGUCCUAUACAGCUACACCAUGGGGACAGGAUAUUAUGGGGAAACAACCACUUCUUCAGAUUGAAUUUGCCUAAAAAGAAAAAGAAAGCACACCGAGAGGACGAGGAACAAGAUACUUCCAUGAAGAAUGAUACCAGUUCUGAGCAGUUGGAUGUAGAUGGAGACUCCUCCAGCGAAGUAUCCAGUGAGAUCAACUUUAAUUAUGAAUAUGCACAGAUGGAGGUUACCAUGAAGGCUCUGGCUAAUAAUGAUCCAAUGCAGUCAAUACUGAACAGCCUAGAACAACAGCACGAAGAAGAAAAACAGUCCGCACUAGAGCGCCAGAGGCUUAUGUAUGAGCAUGAAUUGGAACAACUACGAAGAAAGCUGUCUCCUGAGAAACAGAACUUUCGUAGUGUGGACAGGUUUUCUUUCCACUCCCCCAGUGCUCAGCAGCGAUUGAGACAGUGGGCUGAAGAGAGGGAAGCAACACUGAAUAACAGCCUGAUGAGGCUAAGGGAACAAAUUGUUAAAGCCAAUCUGUUGGUGAGAGAAGCUAAUUACAUUGCAGAAGAACUGGAUAAAAGAACAGAGUAUAAAGUAACUCUACAGAUCCUAGCCUCCAGCCUCGAUGCCAACAGGAAGCGAGGCUCUCUUCUUAGUGAGCCUGCCAUCCAGGUGAGAAGAAAAGGAAAAGGAAAGCAGAUUUGGUCUUUGGAAAAACUGGACAACAGGCUGUUGGAUAUGAGAGACCUUUAUCAGGAGUGGAAGGAGUGUGAAGAAGAUACCCCAGUAAUACGGUCUUACUUCAAGCGUGCUGAUCCGUUCUAUGAUGAGCAGGAAAAUCACAGUCUCAUUGGGGUGGCAAAUGUUUUCCUCGAGUCCCUCUUCUAUGAUGUGAAGUUACAGUACGCUGUUCCAAUUGUCAACCAGAAAGGAGAGGUGGCAGGUCGGCUGCACGUCGAGGUGAUGCGGACCAGUGGUGACGUUGUGGAAAGGAUUGCCGGAGGGGAUGACACCACAGACACCUCCUUUGAUAAGGAGACCCAGGAGAACAAACUCACGUGCAUGGUUAAAAUACUCCAAGCCACUGGGUUGCCACAGCAUCUGUCCCACUUUGUAUUCUGCAAAUACAACUUCUGGGAUCAACAGGAGCCAAUAAUUGUUGCACCUGAACUGGAUACCUCAUCCUCUCCUGUCAGCAAGGAACCUCAGUGCAUGGUUGUCUUUGAUCAGUGCAAUGAGUUUUCUGUUAACGUCACUGAAGACUUUAUUGAGCACCUUUCAGAGGGGGCAUUGGCAAUUGAAAUAUAUGGCCAUAAGAUGACAGAUCCUCGCAGAAACCCAGCCCUGUGGGAUUUGGGGAUUAUCCAAGCAAAAACACGUAGUCUUCGGGACAGAUGGAGUGAAGUCACCAGGAAAAUGGAAUUCUGGGUUCAAAUCUUGGAACAGAAUGAGAAUGGUGAAUACUGCCCUGUAGAAGUAAUUUCUGCAAAGGAUGUGCCUACAGGAGGAAUCUUCCAACUCCGGCAGGGGCAGUCCCGGCGAGUGCAGGUGGAAGUGAAGACUGUUCAGGAGUCCGGGACAUUACCACUGAUGGAAGAAUGCAUAUUGUCUGUUGGCAUUGGGUGUAUAAAAGUUAGAGCACUCAGAUCCCCCAAGAUGCAAGAGACCUUCCAUGAGGAAGAGGAGGACAUGGACAGCUACCAGGAUCGGGAUUUGGAGAGACUACGUAGAAAAUGGCUAAAUGCAUUAACAAAACGUCAGGAGUACUUAGAUCAACAACUGCAAAAGCUUGUCAGUAAACAUGAUAAAACAGAGGAUGAUGCUGACCGUGAGGCUCAACUUCUAGAGAUGAGGUUGACUCUAACUGAGGAAAGGAACGCGGUCAUGGUCCCCUCCGCCGGCAGUGGGAUUCCAGGGGCCCCAGCAGAAUGGACCCCGGUUCCUGGGAUGGAAACACACAUUCCUGUUAUAUUCCUUGACUUGAAUGCUGAUGAUUUCAGCUCUCAGGAUAAUCUUGAUGACCCAGAAGCUGGUGGAUGGGAUGCUACCCUCACUGGGGAAGAAGAGGAUGAGUUCUUUGAACUGCAGAUUGUUAAACAGCAUGAUGGAGAGGUGAGAGCAGAAGCCUCUUGGGACUCUGCAGUGCACAAUUGUCCUCUGCUCAGUAAAGGCACACCUGCCGAUGAGCGAGUGUUUCUGAUUGUGCGGGUGACAGUCCAGCUCAGCCAUCCAGCUGACAUGCAGCUGGUGUUACGCAAACGAAUCUGUGUCAAUGUUCAUGGCCGGCAGGGUUUUGCUCAGAGUCUCCUAAAAAAGAUGUCUCAUCGAAGUUCUAUUCCUGGCUGCGGAGUGACUUUUGAGAUUGUCUCCAAUAUUCCCGAGGAUGCCCAGGGAGUAGAGGAACGAGAAACAUUAGCAAGAAUGGCAGCUAAUGUUGAAAACACGGCAUCUGCUGACUCAGAGGCUUAUAUUGAAAAGUACCUCAGAAGCGUGCUGGCCGUGGAGAACCUCCUCACUCUGGAUCGUCUUCGCCAGGAAGUUGCAGUGAAGGAGCAGUUGACAGGCAAAGGGAAGCUGAGUAGGAGGAGUAUCAGCUCUCCCAACGUGAACAGAUUGUCUGGCAGCCGACAAGAUCUCAUUCCAUCCUACAGCCUAGGCAGCAACAAGGGCCGGUGGGAAAGUCAACAGGAUGUAUCGCAAAUCACGGUUUCCAGAGGAGCAGCUCCAGGUGCCCCAUCCCUCCCUAGUUGUCCCCAAAAUAACCAUUCUCCUGAUGCAGGACUGGGUAGCUUAGCGGCCUCCUACCUGAAUCCAGUCAAAUCCUUCGUGCCACAGAUGCCCAAGCUCCUGAAGUCUCUCUUCCCUGUGCGCGAUGAGAAAAGGGGCAAACAGCCUCCUGCCCUUGCACACCAGCCGGUGCCCCGCAUCAUGGUGCAGCCUGCCCUCCUGGACCCCAGGAUGGACCCCAGGACGGACCCCAGGAUGACCAGGGCUCCCCGGGAGAGCACCGGGGUGAGCGUGGCCUCUGCCGUGACUGUGCAGACCGCCCCGGCCGUGAAGACGUAUGACAAACCCACGCAAGUGCCUUCACCACAGUGCAUGGCCGCCAACACCCAGGUCCCCGAAGUGCAGGACGGGCCGCCCAGCCCCCUGAGCGAGACCUCCAGCGGGUACUUCUCACACAGUGUCUCCACGGCCACGCUGUCUGAUGCCUGCGCCCCGGGCCUGGAUGCUGCAGCCCAGGGGGGUGGGCAGACGCCCGGCUCGCCCCCUCCCGCCCCCUGCCAGGCCGGCCCCGAGACGGAGCCCCUGUUUCCAUCUGCUGCCCCUGGCGCAGACAGCGCUGUCCCUGCCUCGUUGGAGGGUCCGAGCAGCCCUCUGUCACUGCCUGUCCCAGCAAAGCAGACUUCGCCGAGUGAUGGUGACAGUGUGGCCCAGGCCAAGGGAGCAGUUUUCUCAGAGCAGCAGGAUGAAGAAACAGGCACUUCACCGACUGCUCUCCCGGCUUCUGCGCCCCAGGAGUCUCCCAGCCCGCAGAGCAGAAGCGACGGUUCCCCUGUCACCACGCCGCUGGGAAGACCCAAGGACCAGGCCCAGCCAGGCACCAGCUUAGAGCCGGAUGUGGACAAACCCCAGCUGGCGCCUGACCUCCUGCCUCAGUGGCCUGCUCCUGCCUCCCCGUUCAGGAUCCGGAAGGUGCGCACCUCUGAGCUGCAGUCCUUCACGCGCAUGCUUGGCGGGGACCCCUCUGGUGCCCAGGAGGACCCGCCAGCCUCGGGAGGGCCCCUUGACAGCGGCGCUGGAGGACAGACCCCGGAGAAGCUGGACGUGCCCUCUGAUUCCGAAGAAGCCAGUGAGGUCCCGGAGUGGCUCCGAGAGGGAGAGCAUGUCACCCUGGGCGCCAACAAAGUGGGCGUCGUGAGGUACAUCGGGCCCACCGACUUUCAGGAGGGGACGUGGGUCGGAGUGGAGUUGGACUUACCCUCAGGUAAGAAUGACGGCUCCAUCGGAGGGAAGCAGUACUUCAAGUGCAACCCCGGCUACGGGCUGCUGGUGAGGCCCGGCCGGGUGCGCAGGGCAGCGGGGGCAGGUCGGCGGCGCAGUGCGGGGCUCAGGCUGCAGGGCGCCCCGGAGCCUCGCAGGAGCAGCACCCUCUCCGGCUCUGCCACCAACCUGGCCUCCCUGACGGCAGCUCUGGCCAAGGCCGAGGGCACCGUGGCGCUGCGGGUGGACAGGAGCCAUAAGAACCCCGACGACCGGAAGUCCUGGGCCAGCUGAGCGGCACUGUGGGCGGAAGCUGACAGCGCGGACAGCCUUGGGGUGGAGCUGAGCUGAAUGGCCGGGUCACCUCAAACCCCCUUCCCUGGGACAGCAGGCAGUGAAGGCUUUUUGCACGAUGCAGGGCUGGUGACCCCUGUUUUGCCCAGGACUCUGGAAGCUUCAUUUCUUCCUCUACCCGGAGAAUGACGCGAGGCCUGCCCUCAAGGUAGCCGGUUGAAGGUUCUAGGAUCCCAGAAGGGUCCGGGCUUGUUGGGGGAGGCCCUGGGGCACACGGCCGGCCACCUUUCUCCCCUGGUCCCAGGGCUCUUCCCCCUGGGCUGUCGUUGCUCUUUCUCUGCCCUGGUGACGUCUUAAUUUAAAGGGCGACCCUAACUAGUGCCUUUCCUUCUGCACAGGCAGGGCCUCCCCCCUGCCUGCAGGCCGGUGCCUGCCCAGCCCGGCUCUGCUUGUACCUCAGGCUCCUGCAGCCAGGUUGUCCCCACAUCCUCCCGGGGUACUUAGCGGAAGUGCCUCCGGUGGCUCCUGGGCUUCUGACCCAAGGUCCCCAGUAACCCAGAGACCCGCUGGGCCUGCCCCGCCCGCUGUUCCCUCAUCCUUUCUACGGGAUUUCUUAGUUUUCUCUGUGGGUGUUUUAACAUCUUUAUA
Messenger RNA from Molossus molossus (Pallas's mastiff bat), 6559 nucleotides. RefSeq names its product kinesin family member 13B (gene KIF13B). Bases 86 to 5911 code for a protein of 1941 amino acids. Gene Ontology annotation, cellular component: adherens junction. The record is from RefSeq and is a predicted model, not a curated record. Gene Ontology annotation, molecular function: ATP binding; microtubule binding; cell adhesion molecule binding. NCBI's taxonomy places the organism in Eukaryota, Metazoa, Chordata, Mammalia, Chiroptera, Molossidae. The transcript is spliced from 40 exons. Gene Ontology annotation, biological process: microtubule-based movement; regulation of protein localization.